AAAGACAGACUGCGGGGCGCCUGGAAACCGGUCAGAGAGCGAGCGAGGGAGAGGAGAGGGAGCGAGUUGAGGGAUUGACACAAAUGGUCAGGCGGCGGCGGAGAAGGAGGCGGAGGCGUAGGGGGGAGCGGAGGCCGCUGGGCUGCGGAGAGUUGCGCACCCCACCCGGCCGCGACCACUAACGCGCGCCGCCAGCCGGGAGCCAGAGCGCCCAGGGCCAGGAGGGCGGGACGCGACCCCGGCGCGCCCGAGCCACCCGGGCUCUCCCCGCCGCCUGCACGCGCGCUUCAUGCACCGCAAGUUUCCGCGGCGGCGGCGGCGGCUGCGGGACUCUGAGCAGAAGCCGGGGCGGCGGGCCGUGGGCGGCUCGGACUCUACGGAGGGCACCGCCGAGGAGGAGGAGGAGGUCUCCGGCCGCAGCCAAGCGGCGCCGAGAAAGUAUGGCUGAGGAGGAGGCGCCUAAGAAGUCCCGGGCCGCCGCGGGCGGCGAGAGCUGGGAACUUUGUGUCGGGGCGCCCCCGGCCCGGCCGGCUGAGGAGGGGAGCGGGGACGCGCGCGGCAACCGCCGGCCCCCGGCUGAACCCGGGCGCUGGGCGCGCCGGCUGCUGCUCUUGCUCUGGCUGCUGGAGGCCCCGCUGCUGCUGGGGGUCCGAGCGCAGGCAGCGGGCCAGGGACCCGGGCCGGGGCAGCAACCCCCGCCGCCGCCGCCGCCGCCACCGCCGCCCCAGCAGCAGCAGGGCGCGCAGCAGUACAACGGCGAGCGGGGCAUCUCCAUCCCGGACCACGGCUACUGCCAGCCCAUCUCCAUCCCGCUGUGCACGGACAUCGCGUACAACCAGACCAUCAUGCCCAACCUGCUUGGCCACACGAACCAGGAGGACGCGGGCCUCGAAGUACACCAGUUCUACCCGCUGGUGAAGGUGCAGUGCUCCGCCGAGCUCAAAUUCUUCCUGUGCUCCAUGUACGCGCCGGUGUGCACAGUGCUGGAGCAGGCGCUGCCGCCCUGCCGCUCUCUGUGCGAGCGUGCGCGCCAGGGUUGUGAGGCGCUCAUGAACAAGUUCGGCUUCCAGUGGCCCGACACGCUCAAGUGCGAGAAGUUCCCGGUGCAUGGCGCUGGGGAGCUGUGCGUGGGCCAGAACACGUCCGACAAAGGCACCCCGACGCCCUCGCUGCUGCCAGAGUUCUGGACCAGCAACCCCCAGCACGGCAGCGGGGGCCACCGCGGCGGCUUCUCGGGGGGCGCCAGCCCAGCAGACCGCGGCAAGUUCUCGUGCCCGCGUGCCCUCAAGGUGCCUUCCUACCUCAACUACCACUUUCUGGGGGAGAAGGACUGCGGCGCGCCCUGCGAGCCCACUAAGGUGUACGGGCUCAUGUACUUCGGGCCGGAGGAGCUGCGCUUCUCGCGCACCUGGAUCGGCAUCUGGUCGGUUCUGUGCUGCGCGUCCACGCUCUUCACGGUGCUCACCUACCUGGUGGACAUGCGGCGCUUCAGCUACCCGGAACGGCCCAUCAUCUUCCUGUCUGGCUGCUACACGGCGGUGGCCGUGGCCUACAUCGCCGGCUUCCUGCUGGAGGACCGGGUGGUGUGCAACGACAAGUUCUCCGAGGACGGGGCACGCACCGUGGCGCAGGGCACCAAGAAGGAGGGCUGCACCAUCCUCUUCAUGAUGCUCUACUUCUUCAGCAUGGCCAGCUCCAUCUGGUGGGUGAUCCUGUCCCUCACCUGGUUUCUGGCGGCCGGCAUGAAGUGGGGCCACGAGGCCAUCGAGGCCAAUUCGCAGUAUUUCCACCUGGCCGCCUGGGCCGUGCCCGCCAUCAAGACCAUCACCAUCCUGGCGCUGGGCCAGGUGGACGGCGACGUGCUGAGCGGAGUGUGCUUUGUGGGGCUCAACAACGUGGACGCGCUGCGGGGCUUCGUGCUGGCGCCCCUCUUCGUGUACCUGUUCAUCGGCACGUCCUUCCUGCUGGCCGGCUUCGUGUCGCUCUUCCGCAUCCGCACCAUCAUGAAGCACGACGGCACCAAGACCGAGAAGCUGGAGAAGCUCAUGGUGCGCAUCGGGGUGUUCAGUGUGCUCUACACGGUGCCAGCCACCAUCGUCAUCGCCUGCUACUUCUACGAGCAGGCCUUCCGGGACCAGUGGGAGCGCAGCUGGGUGGCCCAGAGCUGCAAGAGCUAUGCCAUCCCCUGCCCUCACCUUCAGGGAGGUGGGGGCGCCCCGCCGCACCCGCCCAUGAGCCCCGACUUCACAGUCUUCAUGAUCAAGUACCUUAUGACGCUGAUCGUGGGCAUCACGUCGGGCUUCUGGAUCUGGUCCGGCAAGACGCUCAACUCCUGGAGGAAGUUCUACACGAGGCUCACCAACAGCAAGCAGGGCGAGACCACCGUCUGAGACCCCAACCCGGCCCAUUCCGGGUCCCAGCCUCCCUUCCCCCAGAAACCGGCCCCACUUGGAGUCCACACCGCGCCUGGCAGCCCUGGGCUCCCUCUCUAGACCCUCACUUUCGAAGCUCUUUCCACCAGCGCAGCCUGUGAGCUUCUGUCCUUCCCCGGCAAAGGGACCGCAGCGCUCGACUGCCAGAGGAGUGUGGACCGGACCGGACCGGACCGGACCGCUGCUCUUGCCCUCAUUCUGGUACCAGGACUGUCUGCUUUUAUGAUUGUAAAUAGCCUGUGUAAGAUUUUUAGGACUACAAAGAAGAUGAAAACGAAGCACCGCAUAAUACUCCUGCUCUUCCUUGUGCUCCCUGUCUGCAGGGCCCGAAGCCCACACUGCGGGGUGCCAACGGGCCGGGGUCUCUUCCCACCUACUCCUUCUGCCCUUCCCUUUCUUCCUUGCUUGGUUUGGGGACUCUUAAGGUACAGAACUCCAUAUUCCAAAUCCGGAGGUGGGCUUUCGCCCAUUCCCACUCCUUCCUUGUUUAGGGGCGAAGGCCUGUCCCUUUUGACUGCCAGAAGCUGAAUUUUGAGACCCUUUCCCCCCGACUUCAGAGGGGCCCGGAUGUGGACGCUGGCAUUCCCACCCUUCCUCCACUCUCCUCCAAGGCCCAGACACUCCCUCCUUCCACCUAUGUUGGCUAGAGGCUGAGUGGGCUAACUGAUGCCAAACUUUUUUAAGUCUCAUUUUUGAUGGGUGAGCUCAUUUCAUUCUCUAGUGUCUAAAACCUGGUAUGGGUUUGGCCAGCGUCAUGGAAAGAUGUAGUUACUGAAUGGGGAAGAGGCCUGAAGCAUUGUGUGGGAUGGGACCGAUGAAGAGGGGCUUAUAAAAUGUUAAUUCUAAUUGCAUACUGAUGCCUGGCAAUCUGCCUUGAAGAGUGAGACAGCCCAGUUUAGAUUUUACCCUUCUGUAAAUUGGAAACUAAAGGUCACCUGGAAAGCUUUGUGAAGGAAUUGAUUUUUGCUUUCCUUAGCAGGAUAGCAGAACAUAAACAGGAUGUGAAAACUUGAAGUUUUCAGUGUGAUGGGCCUCCUCAAAAUGAAGUGCUACUUUCUUAUUUUUAAUCAAAUAAUAAUUAGACAUAUAUCAGAAACUUUAAAAUGUAAAAGUUGUACACUUUCAACGUAUUAUUAUGAUUACUAUUCAGCAACACAUUCUGAGGAAGGAACAAUCACCACCACUAAUCAUAACCUAGUAGGAUUCCAGGAGGCAGAGGAAGUAGAAUAAUCAAUGGGGUUCGUUCCUGAAAGAAGCAAGCAGAACAUAGGCCUGCGUGCUAAAGGGAAAAUGUGCAGUCUACUACAUGAAAUCCUGUGGGCCCCUUUUCGGAUUUGCAAAAAUGUGUCAGAUGUAAAUUUUGGAAGCCAUUUAAAAAUAUUCACUUUAGUUCUCUGUGAAAAGGAGAAUGGUCCUCCUGAGCGUAUUGUUUUAAACUUUAAAGAGUUUAUCAAAAUGCCAGUACUUAGGAUCUAAAUUUAUCUGUAUCUGUCGUGCCCUAAAGUGACAUUGGUCUUUGAAUUUGGUAUGCAUUUAUUCUGUUCACUAUCACAAAAUCAUCUAUAUUUAUAGAGGAAUAGAAGUUUAUAUAUAUAUAAAAUGCCAUAUUUUUAAUUUCGCAAAUAAAAAAUCAAAGUUUUGUACAAAAUUCUAUGGUUUUCGUGUCUGAAAAUAAUAGAGCUUGAACUGUCUGAACUGUCUUUACAUUUUAUAGUGGCUCAUAGCCAAUCCCACAAUAUAAAAAUUUAAGAAUUUCAGUGGAAAGGUCUAUCUUUAAACAUUCUGUCCAGGCUUUCUGAAGAAUAGCACUACUUGUGUUGCUGUGAUGGACAUUCAUGGAGUCCCAAAAUGAGAUCUGUUUUUGUGACAGUAGAAAACAGAAACCUAUAAAUUAUUUCUUUAUUUAAAGAAGAUUAUUAAGGAAUAACUAAUUUUAAUAUUAAAGCUUUUUCUUUAAGGGACUAAAUAUACAUGACUUUUUAUAAUAUGGAGGCUUAUUUUUAAAUCACAUUUGUCAUGAUUUUUACGAGGUAUUGUCUUAUCUCUUCCAUAAUCUUGGAUAUUCUAAAACCAUAAAUAGGUGAUCAAUAAAUGGUAACUAAGCAUUUUAAAACA
This is a messenger RNA of Heterocephalus glaber (naked mole-rat), 4547 nucleotides long. It is a transcript of the gene Fzd1, whose product is annotated as frizzled class receptor 1. Gene Ontology annotation, molecular function: Wnt receptor activity; Wnt-protein binding. The record is from RefSeq and is a predicted model, not a curated record. Gene Ontology annotation, cellular component: plasma membrane. Gene Ontology annotation, biological process: canonical Wnt signaling pathway; non-canonical Wnt signaling pathway. Lineage: Eukaryota; Metazoa; Chordata; Mammalia; Rodentia; Bathyergidae.